This is a messenger RNA of Folsomia candida, 1178 nucleotides long. RefSeq names its product zinc finger protein 28. The transcript is spliced from 4 exons. The record is from RefSeq and is a predicted model, not a curated record. NCBI's taxonomy places the organism in Eukaryota, Metazoa, Arthropoda, Collembola, Entomobryomorpha, Isotomidae. Gene Ontology annotation, biological process: regulation of transcription by RNA polymerase II. Gene Ontology annotation, molecular function: RNA polymerase II cis-regulatory region sequence-specific DNA binding; DNA-binding transcription factor activity. Bases 167 to 1024 code for a protein of 285 amino acids.
UCAAAGUAACCACGUGUGACAUGGUAAAAAAUAACGCUACCCUUUCACAACUCUCUCAUUCGCUUCUGGAUUCUUUCCAUCGGCAAAUUGGAUAGUCGUGCAAAGUCAUUUUCCACAGAAAAAUUGUCGUUUUCUAUUUAAUAGUAGCGUUAUUCAGCUACAAACCAUGUUUCGCCCAAGCGUAAUCGCUUUCGCUACCGACGCCACGCAAGUUUUUGCCAAGAAGUCGUACGUUGAACAAAUAAUGGACGCGGAAGAGGAAGAUGCUCGAGUGAAAUGCGUGAUUUGUGACAAAGUUUUCAAAAAUAAAGCCAACUUUACCGCCCACAAGAAAUACAUUCACGGCAACCGAGAGCGAAAAACUUGCGCCACGUGUCACAAGACCUUUUCGACCAAGGGAUAUUUAGAGCGACAUACUGAAACCGUCCACUGCUCGGAAGAGCGACCCCGGUUGUCCUGCACGUUUCCCGGCUGCGACAAGUCAUUCCUGACCAAGGCGUACCUUUCGGAACAUGUGAAAUCUAAUCAUGUCGAAAGUCCGAAAAUUCGCACAGUGAGCGAGAAGACCUUAAAGUGUCCCCUUUGCGAGAGGCUAUUCGCAAAGAUCGGCACUUUGAAACGGCACGAGCUGACCCACGUCGAUAAAUCGACCCGACUCAAAUUUACAUGCAAUCUCUGUCCACGCAUUUUCUUGAGCAACAGCAGGCUAAAAAGUCACAUCCAAGCUAAACACGAAAACCAGCGGAAUUACAAGUGCACCCUUUGCGACAGGAGAUUCGCGAGAGCGGACAAUUUGAAAUGCCACAUGGAAGCGAUACACCCCGCCGAUAAGGAAGCCACGUAUUCCUGCGACAAAUGCGAGUACAAGAGUCACACCAAAUUCUAUUUAGCGCAGCAUGCCAAACGUCACCGCCAUGACGAGAGUAGUACAAAAUGUGGGUGCUGCUUUUGCGGAAAUAAUACGUUAAUGGAUUUCUCAACAUUGAUUGGGUCCUUGAGUAGAAGGAAUUCUCCGGAAAAGUAGGAAUUAGGGAGAUGAAGUUACGGUUUAAUGUAAUUUAGAUAGUUCAAUUUGUGUAUGUUAAUCUUAACGAUGGGGACGCAAACCAUGUACGAGUAUAUAAAUACAGAAAUAUUUCUUUCCUUCCCAGCUUUGCAAUAAAAUUAUCUAGACAAAU